AUGAAUACAACAACGACUAAAUACGCUGGAGAGUGUGCUAUGAGCGAAAUGCACAGUUCAGAGGAACAAUAUGGUAACAAGUUUCGAAGGGGGCACGACCGUGAGAACAAGAGAGAGGAGGCGGAGGACCCAAAAAAGAAGGACCAGAAGAGUGAGGAAGAGCACAAAGGAACAGAGGGUAGGUGGAAUGGGCCGAGGGUCAGAACGGUGUAUUGGCUCGUAAAAUACUGCAGCUUGUCGUGUACCGUCAGUACAGCUGUCAGUAUGACCAUACCGUAA
Glarea lozoyensis ATCC 20868 is the source of this 279-nucleotide messenger RNA. RefSeq lists its product as uncharacterized. NCBI's taxonomy places the organism in Eukaryota, Fungi, Ascomycota, Leotiomycetes, Helotiales, Helotiaceae. The record is from RefSeq and is a predicted model, not a curated record. Bases 1 to 279 code for a protein of 92 amino acids. The transcript has a single exon.